Theobroma cacao (cacao) is the source of this 1311-nucleotide messenger RNA. Its product is annotated as WAT1-related protein At3g28050-like. Gene Ontology annotation, cellular component: membrane. Gene Ontology annotation, molecular function: transmembrane transporter activity. The record is from RefSeq and is a predicted model, not a curated record. NCBI's taxonomy places the organism in Eukaryota, Viridiplantae, Streptophyta, Magnoliopsida, Malvales, Malvaceae.
UGUACAUUUCUCUCUCCCUCCAGCCUGCAGCUGAAAAAAAGGGCAAGUAUCAGGCAAAAAAAGGCCUGCAAAAUUCUCCUGGUGAAAAGAUGGGGUUAACUUCUUACCUAUGGAGUGCAGCACCGUUUGUGGCAAUGAUAACAGUGGAGUGUACAGAUGUGGGUAUCUCAGUGAUCAGCAAGGCAGCUUUAACAAAAGGAAUGAGCAACAUUGUUUCAGUUGUCUACUAUAACGCUCUGGGUACCUUGAUCCUUCUCCCAUACCUCAUCUUUUGCAGAAAUAAGCAACUUCCUUUGACUUUCUCACUGCUUUGGAGAUUCUUCCUCCUAGGCUUGAUAGGAAGCUCGGGACAGAUUGUAUAUCUUACUGGAGUCAAGUACAGCUCUCCUACUCUCUCAUCGGCUUUAGUAAAUCUUAUCCCCAUUUUCACUUUCCUGCUUGCAGUAAUCUUCAGGAUGGAAAAGCUAGAAUUAAGAAGAUCAAGCAGUCAAGCAAAAGCGUUGGGUGCUGUUGUAGCUGUGACAGGAGCAUUUGUAGUGACUCUCUAUAAAGGUCCUUCUGUCCUGAUGGCUUCAUCUCCUUCAAACUUUCCUCAGAAUUUACAUCUCUCAGAUCAAUCUAAGUGGAUUAUUGGAGGCUUUCUUAUUGUAUUGGUUUGCCUAUCAUCUGCAACGUGGAAUGUUGUUCAGGCAGCCACUGUUAAGGAGUAUCCAGAUAAGAUGACGACUGUCUUCUUCUAUACAUUCUUUAUAACCAUCCAAUCCUUGGUUUUCUCUCUAAUUUUGGAAAGAAAUCCAACUGCAUGGAAGUUGAAGUCUAAUGUUGAAGUGGCUGCCAUUGUGUGCACGGCUAUAUUUGGGAGUGUGUUCCGAAUUGCUAUUCAUACAUGGUGCUUACAGAAGAAGGGACCUGUGUAUGUUUCAAUGUUCAAGCCCUUGGGAAUUGUUGUUGCAGUAGUCCUGACAGUCAUAUUUCUUGGUGAUACUCUUUAUCUAGGGAGUGUGAUUGGAUCAGUUAUUAUUGCAAUCGGAUUCUACACCGUGAUGUGGGGAAGAGCGAAAGAGAAGAACAUGGUCUUGGAAAAUGAAGUUUCUCGCCUGGAAUCAUCCGGCCAAAAGGAUCCUCUUAUCCCGAGCAGUUAAACCAUGUAAAAAAGUUUGUAUAUCUUGUUAGAAGAAUACAACGAAAAAGAGCCCUAUAAGUGGCUAACACAAACAAUCUUAGUUUUUGCUCUUGUUCUCCAUUUCUCAUUUCUAUUUGAGAAAUAUGUUGGCGGAAACAUUAAAAAAACGGUGUCAUUUCAGCUCUGAA